This is a messenger RNA of Malassezia pachydermatis, 849 nucleotides long. Its product is annotated as ubiquinol-cytochrome c reductase iron-sulfur subunit. Bases 1 to 849 code for a protein of 282 amino acids. Gene Ontology annotation, cellular component: membrane. Gene Ontology annotation, biological process: mitochondrial electron transport, ubiquinol to cytochrome c. Lineage: Eukaryota; Fungi; Basidiomycota; Malasseziomycetes; Malasseziales; Malasseziaceae. The transcript is spliced from 3 exons. The record is from RefSeq and is a predicted model, not a curated record. Gene Ontology annotation, molecular function: quinol-cytochrome-c reductase activity; 2 iron, 2 sulfur cluster binding.
AUGUCUGCCACUUUCUGCCGGAACAUUGUGUCGCGCCGGGCCGUGAAUGUGCCUACUACCGUGAAGAGCGUUGCCAACGGCACUCCUAUUGUGCCGGGUCUCAACCUUCGCGCUGCUGCGCCUGCUGACCCGCACAGCCACGAUGAGCAUGCCCCUGCUGGCCCUCGUGCCGAUAUCGGUUUUGUGCCGUCGUGGACCUCGAAGGCUGUGACUCGCCGUCACUCGCUCUUCUCGCACUCGGCCAUCAACGCUAAGGUGUCUACGCACCAGGUUCGCGCCUUUUCGUCGUCGACUCGCGCUCUCGACGCCCCUGACUUCAGCGCUAACCGUGUGAAGAACCCGGAUGUGCACCGUGCUUUUUCGUACUUCCUGAUCGGCAGCUUUGGUGCUGUGUCGGCCGCUAGCGCGCGCUCGACUGUGACGAACUUCCUGUCGACCAUGAGCGCUUCGAGCGAUGUGCUUGCGCUGGCUAAGGUUGAGGUUGAUAUGGCCAACAUCCCCGAGGGCAAGAAUGCCAUCAUUAAGUGGCGUGGUAAGCCCGUUUUUGUUCGCCACCGCACUCAGUCUGAGAUUGACGAGGCGAACGAUGUGGACCUGAGCUCUCUCCGUGACCCGGAGGCGGAUUCGGACCGCGCUAAGCGCCCAGAGUGGCUGGUCAUGCUGGGUGUGUGCACCCACCUGGGUUGUGUGCCGAUUGGUGAGGCUGGUGAGUACGGCGGCUGGUUCUGCCCCUGCCACGGUAGCCACUACGACAUCAGUGGCCGUAUCCGCAAGGGUCCGGCGCCGCUGAACCUCGAGGUGCCUGCGUACGACUUUAACGAUGCCGAGAACAAGCUUAUCAUCGGUUAA